AUGUCAACCAACGAAAUAUUUGAAGGAUGGCUUGGCUUGGAUUGCCGAGCCACAGAGGGGAAGAUGGUUUGGUGGGAAUUUGAACCGAAGCAAUGGGAAGAGACGGAUGUUGAUAUUCGGAUUACACAUUGUGGCGUGUGCGGCUCGGAUACGCAUACUCUCCGAAGUGGUUGGGUGAGUGGUCUCUUUCCCUCAAAAAAAGGAAGAACAAUGGAAGAGACCGCUGACAUGAUUAUAAUCCAAAGGGUUCGACAAACUUCCCCUGCUGUGGUGAUUGGCCAUGAGAUCGUCGGUAUGGCAGUUCGAGUUGGUUCCAAGGCUAUUGGAGAUAUUCAAGUCGGGGACCGUGUUGGUGUUGGCGCCCAAAGCGACGCUUGUCUGUCUCGAGUAGAGAGCUGCGAGGAGUGCAACACAGGGCAGGAAAAGUACUGUACUAAGAACUGGACUGGAACUUACAAUGGUGUCUUCAUGAACGGCGAGAAGUCAUACGGUGGAUACGCCUUGUAUAACCGCUGCCCUUCCCACUUCGUCAUCAAGAUUCCGGAUGGGUUAUCUUCCGCUGCUGCUGCCCCAAUGCUGUGCGCCGGUAUUACGACUUUCACUCCGCUGAAAAAGCACGGAUGCGGCCCGGGAAAAAGAGUCGGCGUCAUCGGAGUAGGAGGGCUGGGUCACUUUGCCCUCUUGUUUGCCAAAGCUUUAGGUGCCGACCAAGUGGUUGCCAUCUCUCGUGGCUCCAAUAAAAAAGAAGAUGCAAUGAAGAUGGGGGCAGACCUUUACAUCUCGACUCAAGAGGAAAUGGGCUGGAGCAAAUCCAACGCGGCGACCUUGGAUUUGAUUAUCUCGACGGUGGAUUCCCCGAAGGUACGUUGGAAUCUCGCAAAAGAUCUGAUCCGCAAACUAAUUCGUGAUAUCAAGAUGCCCCUUGCGGAUUAUUUCACCCUUCUGAAGGCAAACGGAGUUUUCGUCCAGCUCGGCGUACCUGACGGUGGAAUGCUACCAGUCCCCAUCCCAGCGCUCAUUCACCGCGGUAUUACGCUUGCAGGUUCUCUCAUCGGAUCACCUCAUGAAAUUCGGGAUAUGUUGCAGCUGGCUGCCGAAAAGAAUAUUCAACCGUGGAUUGAAGAACGUCCAAUGGAGGACGCAAACCAGGUCAUCAUUGACAUGGAAGAGGGUAAAGCUCGCUAUCGUUAUGUGCUGGUAAAUGAGCAGUGA
This is a messenger RNA of Penicillium salamii, 1212 nucleotides long. NCBI's taxonomy places the organism in Eukaryota, Fungi, Ascomycota, Eurotiomycetes, Eurotiales, Aspergillaceae. The record is from the annotation of a GenBank genome assembly.